Messenger RNA from Colletotrichum truncatum, 741 nucleotides. Its product is annotated as eukaryotic translation initiation factor 6. The record is from RefSeq and is a predicted model, not a curated record. Gene Ontology annotation, biological process: cytosolic ribosome assembly; maturation of 5.8S rRNA; assembly of large subunit precursor of preribosome. Gene Ontology annotation, cellular component: preribosome, large subunit precursor; cytosol; nucleolus. Gene Ontology annotation, molecular function: ribosomal large subunit binding. Lineage: Eukaryota; Fungi; Ascomycota; Sordariomycetes; Glomerellales; Glomerellaceae.
AUGGCGGUGCGCGCGCAAUUUGAGAAUUCCAACGAGGUCGGCGUUUUUUCGACUCUCACCAACUCCUAUGCUCUUGUCGCCCUUGGUGCGAGUGAGAACUUUUACAGUGUUUUCGAGGCGGAGCUGCAAGAUGUUAUCCCCAUCUGCCGGACAACCAUUGCUGGCACGAGAAUCAUUGGCCGGUUAACAGCUGGUAACCGCAAGGGUCUUUUGGUCCCCACAACCACAACAGACCAGGAACUCCAACAUCUCCGUAACAGCCUGCCCGACGAAAUCCGCAUACAAAGAAUAGAAGAGCGCCUGUCAGCGCUCGGCAACGUCAUUGUGACCAACGACCACAUUGCUCUGAUUCACCCGGAUCUGGAGCGCGAGACGGAGGAAAUUAUUGCUGAUGUGCUCGGUGUUGAGGUCUUCCGCCAGACCAUCGCCGAUAACGUCCUCGUCGGCUCUUACAUGUCUCUCUCGAACCAGGGCGGUCUUGUCCAUCCCAAGACCUCGAUACAGGACCAGGACGAGCUGUCCAGUCUGCUGCAAGUGCCCCUCGUGGCUGGCAGUGUCAACCGCGGCAGCAACGUCGUUGGUGCGGGCAUGGUUGUCAACGACUGGAUGGCUGUCACCGGUCUUGAUACCACCGCAACGGAGCUGAGCGUUAUUGAGAGUGUCUUCAGGCUCGGCGAGGGCCUGGGUCCCAGCAACGUGAACACCAACCUCAAGGACACCAUGGUGGAGUCGUUCUACUAA